Molecule: messenger RNA, 4761 nt
Organism: Neltuma alba
Lineage: Eukaryota; Viridiplantae; Streptophyta; Magnoliopsida; Fabales; Fabaceae
Product: myosin-11-like
Exons: 37
Coding region: 1-4611 (1536 amino acids)
Biological process (GO): pollen tube growth; actin filament organization
Cellular component (GO): cytoplasm; myosin complex; membrane
Molecular function (GO): microfilament motor activity; ATP binding; actin filament binding
Source: RefSeq, a predicted model, not a curated record
AUGAUUCUGCAUCUCCACCUGCAGGGAACUCCAGUGAAUAUCAUUGUAGGUUCUCAUGUCUGGAUUGAGGAUCCAGAUGUUGCUUGGAUUGAUGGGCAGGUAUCAAAAAUCUAUGGAAAGGAUGCCGAGAUUGAAACUACCAAUGGGAAAAAGGUUUCUGCAAAAUUAUCAAAAAUAUAUCCCAAAGAUAUGGAAGCUCCAGCCGGUGGAGUGGAUGAUAUGACAAAGCUGUCUUAUUUGCACGAGCCUGGGGUCUUGCAGAACCUAAAAUCUAGAUAUGAAUUGAAUGAAAUAUACACUUAUACUGGAAAUAUUCUUAUUGCCAUAAAUCCAUUCCAAAGACUUCCUCAUCUUUAUGACCCUCACAUGAUGCAACAGUACAAGGGAGCACCAUUUGGAGAACUAAGCCCUCAUGUAUUUGCAGUAGCUGAUGUUGCAUAUAGGGCAAUGAUUAAUGAAGGAAAAAGUAAUUCGAUUUUGGUCAGCGGGGAAAGUGGAGCUGGUAAAACUGAAACUACAAAAAUGCUUAUGCGUUAUUUAGCUUUCUUAGGUGGUAGGGCUGCUACUGAAGGACGAACGGUUGAACAACAAGUUCUUGAAUCAAAUCCGGUUCUUGAAGCAUUUGGCAAUGCAAAAACUGUUAGGAAUAACAAUUCGAGUCGAUUUGGUAAAUUUGUUGAGAUCCAAUUUGAUAAGAGUGGAAGAAUCUCAGGAGCAGCCAUUCGAACUUACCUUCUGGAGAGGUCUAGGGUCUGCCAAAUUAAUGAUCCUGAACGCAACUACCACUGCUUUUAUCUCCUUUGUGCUGCACCACAGGAGGAAAUUGAGAAAUACAAAUUAGAUAAUCCUAGAUCAUUUCACUACCUGAACCAAUCAAGUUUUUAUGAACUGGCUGAUGUAAGUGAUGCUCGUGAGUAUCUUGCUACCCGGAGAGCUAUGGAUAUUGUUGGAAUAAGCCAAAAGGACCAGGAAGCAAUUUUCCGAGUGGUUGCUGCAAUUCUUCAUCUUGGCAAUAUUGAUUUUUCCAAAGGAAAGGAGGUUGACUCAUCAGUUCCAAAGGAUGACAAAGCGAAAUUCCACUUGAAAACAACUGCAGAGCUUCUCAUGUGUGACGCUGAUGCCUUGCAAGAUGCAUUGUGCAAACGUGUCAUGGUCACCCCUGAGGAAGUUAUAAAGCGGAGCCUCGACCCCCAAAGUGCCGCAAUCAGUAGAGAUGGCUUGGCAAAAACAAUUUAUUCUCGGCUAUUUGACUGGUUGGUGGACAAGAUUAAUAAUUCAAUCGGACAAGAUCCAAAUUCCAAAUGUUUGAUUGGGGUCCUCGAUAUCUAUGGUUUUGAAAGCUUUAAAACUAAUAGUUUUGAGCAGUUCUGCAUCAAUUUCACAAAUGAGAAGUUGCAGCAACAUUUCAAUCAGCACGUGUUUAAAAUGGAACAAGAAGAAUAUACAAAGGAGCAGAUUGAUUGGAGCUACAUUGAAUUUGUUGAUAAUAAAGAUGUUUUAGACCUUAUUGAAAAGAAACCCGGAGGAAUUGUCGCUCUCCUUGAUGAAGCCUGCAUGUUUCCCAAGUCAACACAUGAAACAUUUGCAAAUAAGCUUUAUCAAACAUUUAAGACUCACAAGCGUUUUAUAAAGCCCAAAUUGUCUCGAACAGAUUUUACCGUUGCUCAUUAUGCCGGGGAGGUCUUAUACCAGUCUGACCAGUUUUUAGAUAAAAAUAAAGAUUAUGUGGUUCCUGAACAUCAAGAUUUGUUGGGCGCUUCCAAAUGCCCUUUCGUAGCAGGUCUUUUUCCUCCUCUUCCAGAAGAGACAUCUAAAUCAUCGAAGUUUUCUUCCAUAGCUUCUCGUUUUAAGCUACAACUACAGCAACUAAUGGACACAUUGAACUCGACAGAACCUCAUUAUGUAAGAUGUAUAAAGCCAAACAAUGUCCUUAAGCCUGCAAUAUUUGAGAACGUCAACAUUAUGCAACAACUUCGCUGUGGUGGUGUUCUAGAGGCAAUCAGAAUUAGUUGCGCUGGUUACCCUACUCGCCGUCUUUUCUUUGAAUUUGCUCACAGAUUUGGAAUCCUUGCCCCAGAGGUUGUGGAUGGAAACUCUGAUGAAAAGGUCGUUUGCCAAAAGAUUUUAGAGAAAGUGGGUCUUAAAGGAUAUCAGAUUGGGAAAACGAAGAUAUUCCUGAGAGCAGGUCAGAUGGCUGAACUAGACGCACGGAGGGCUCAGGUACUCAGUCGGGCAGCCAAAAUUGUCCAACGGCGCAUACGAACCCAUCAAGCUCGUAAUCAUUAUCUUGCAUUACGUAGAACUACCGUAUUCAUGCAGUCUUUAUGUAGAGGAAGACUGGCAUGCAAACAAUAUGAUAACAUGAGAAGGGAGGCCGCUGCAAAGAAAAUUCAGAAAGACGUGCGCAGAUAUACAGCUAGGAAAGCCUAUAAAAGACUCCAAGCUUCAGUACUUAUCUUGCAAACAGGUUUAAGGACAAUGGGUGCUCGUAACCAAUUCAGAUUUAGGAAGCGUACUAAAGCUGCAGUCACUAUUCAGGCUUGGUGGAGAUGCCGGAAGGCCACUUUGUAUUACAAGAGGCUCAAGAAAAGUACUAUUGUUGCACAAUGCAGAUGGAGGGGGCGAUUGGCCAGGAGAGAACUUAGGAAACUCAAAAUGGCUGCAAGAGAAACUGGUGCGCUUAAAGAAGCAAAGGAUAAGCUGGAAAAACGAGUGGAGGAACUUACUUGGCGUCUGCAAUUAGAAAAAAGUUUAAGGACUAACCUAGAAGAAGCCAAAGCACAAGAAGUAGCAAAACUGCAGAACUCACUGCAGGAGAUGCAGAACAAGAUUGAUGAAACCAAUGCUUUACUUGUUAAGGAGCGGGAGAAUGCAAAGAAAGUUGUUGAAGAAGCACCUCCUGUUGUUAAAGAAACACAAGUUCUAGUGGAAGACACACAAAAGGUUGAGUCACUAGUGGGGGAAGUUGAGAGUCUGAAGACAUCAUUAGAGUCAGAGAAACAAAAAGCUGAAGAUUUUGAAAGAAAAUACAAUGAAUCUCAAGCUUUUAGUGAAGAACAAGGCAAAAAAUUAGAGGACACAGAGAAGAAGGUUCGUCAACUACAGGAAUCGUUAACCAGGCUGGAAGAGAAAAUUACUAAUUUAGAAUCAGAGAAUCGGGUUCUACGUCAGCAAGCAGUAUCCAUGACACCAAAUAAGUUUCUUUCAGGACGCUCUAGAUCUAUUAUACAGAGAGGCGCUGAAAGUGGUCAUAUAGUCGGAGAAGCGAAGAUACCCUUGGAUCUUCAUAGCUCAUCAAUUAACCAGAGGGAACAUGCUGAAGUAGAUGACAGACCACAAAAGUCACUAAAUGAGAAACAGCAGGAAAAUCAAGACUUGCUCAUCAGAUGUAUUGCGCAACAUGUAGGCUUUGCAGGGAACAGACCUGUUGCUGCAUGUAUCAUAUAUAAAUGUCUCUUACAUUGGAGGUCAUUUGAAGUAGAGCGCACUAGUGUUUUUGAUCGUAUUAUUCAAACUAUUGGCAAUGCAAUUGAGACCCAGGACAACAAUGAUGUCUUGGCUUAUUGGUUAUCCAAUGCAUCCACGCUUCUAUUGUUACUCCAGCGCACACUUAAGGCUAGUGGUGCUGCUGGCAUGGCCCCACAACGCCGUCGUUCUUCAUCCGCAACCCUAUUUGGGAGAAUGACACAGAGUUUCCGUGGAGCCCCUACAGGAGUUAACCUCUCCUUAAUCAAUGGUAGCAUAAGUGGUGGAGUAGACACAUUGCGUCAAGUUGAAGCCAAGUACCCAGCUUUGCUUUUCAAACAGCAGCUUACUGCAUAUGUAGAAAAAAUAUAUGGAAUGAUUCGGGAUAAUCUAAAGAAAGAAAUUUCUCCCCUGCUAGGGUUGUGCAUCCAGGCACCAAGAACAUCCAGAGCAUGCUUGGUUAAGGGAUCACUAACAGUUGCAAAUACUGAAGCUCAGCGAGCUUUGAUUGCUCACUGGCAGGGGAUAGUUACGAGCCUUGGGAACUUUUUGAACACUUUGAGGGCAAAUCAUGUUCCCCCAUUUUUAGUUCGUAAGGUGUUUACUCAAAUUUUUUCUUUCAUCAAUGUUCAACUAUUCAAUAGUCUCCUUUUAAGAAGAGAGUGCUGCUCAUUUAGUAAUGGAGAAUAUGUCAAAGCUGGGUUGGCUGAAUUGGAGCACUGGUGUUAUAAGGCGACAGAUGAGUAUGCAGGUUCAGCGUGGGAUGAGUUGAAACAUAUCAGACAGGCGAUUGGAUUUCUGGUCAUACACCAGAAACCUAAGAAAACACUGGAUGAAAUAAGCCAUGACCUUUGCCCGGUCCUCAGCAUCCAGCAGUUAUAUCGGAUUAGCACAAUGUACUGGGAUGACAAGUAUGGUACACACAGCGUGUCACCUGAUGUUAUCUCCAAUAUGAGAGUGUUGAUGACCGAAGAUUCAACUAACGCAGUUAGUAGUUCUUUCCUGCUGGAUGAUGAUUCAAGCAUUCCAUUUUCGGUUGAUGAUAUGUCAAAGUCGAUGGAACAGAUAGAUAUCUCCGACGUGGAGGCCCCACCGCUUAUUCGUGAGAACUCUGGCUUUAGUUUCUUGCUGCCAAGCCCAACUUGACAGCCUCGUCAGCAGAAUUGAUGAACUGCACAUCGACGCAUCGAGCCGGCUAAUUGUUGAAUUGGGACGCAUCAGAGACAAGUCAAUGGACUUUAACAUCGUACAAAGGCUGAUCUUCCUCCUUAGAUGUAUAACUAGCAUUUGAUUUGU